Molecule: messenger RNA, 5336 nt
Organism: Orussus abietinus
Lineage: Eukaryota; Metazoa; Arthropoda; Insecta; Hymenoptera; Orussidae
Exons: 4
Coding region: 208-3027 (939 amino acids)
Biological process (GO): transmembrane transport; monocarboxylic acid transport
Molecular function (GO): monocarboxylic acid transmembrane transporter activity
Source: RefSeq, a predicted model, not a curated record
UUGCCUUUCCGUUCCUCGAGUGCGAGCGUCUCGGGAAAGUGCGGGAAAAAAAAAGGAUAUUCGCGAGACCCCUGCGCGAGGGCGCGCCUAGAAGAAGAAGGAUGAGCGGUAGAAAAAGUGGAGAAGGACCCGGAGGAUUCCAAGGAUAGGAGUCCAGCGUGUCGUGAGGAGGCGUCGAGAAGGAAGGAUUCGAUCCCGGGGACCAAAAUGGCCGAUUGGGCCAAGUUCAACGGCGCGGAAGGACGGCCGAUCUCGGAGAAGGCUUGCUCGGAGUCGGGGAAGUGGACCGACUUGGCGAGGUCCGGGAUUAGCUCCGACUCCAGGGCAAAAAAGGACGAGGGGAUGGACGGAUUCUGGUAUCCGGAGGACACGGGAGCGAGGAAGAGGUCUCGCGCGUCCCGCCUCGAAGAGGACCCCGAGGACGACUCGGAGAGGCAGGGAGAGUACCGGGCGAAGGUUGCGACAGGCAUUUCGAUAGCGGAAGAGGAGACGACGAGUCCAGGCUCGAGCCAUAGGAUCGAGGUUCCCGAGGAGGAGAUGAUCCUCGAGGUCGGGCAGGACUUCGAGAUGUCCGGCUCCCAGAUCCGGAGGGACGCCAGGCAGGAGCUGAAGGACUCCACGCAGGGGUCCCCGAGGAGACCCGCCAGCCUCUGCAGGGAGGACUCGCUGACUAGGCCGAAAAAGCUGAGGAGCGUCCUGCUGGAGGGGAACGGGCUGUACGACUCCUCGAGGAUGAGGCCCAUCAGCGAGAAGAGCACCGAGCAGCUGGUGAACGGCGGCAAGUCGCCCAGGGAGGACAAGCAGGUCCUGCACGUCCAGUUCAACAAGGACUCGAGGAAGAGGCAGCAGCCCUCCGAAGCGAAGCCCCAUCCGAGUCCCUCGGCGUCCAUAACGACCUCUUCGUCCAGCAGCUCCGAGGACAACUCCAGCUUGGGCCAGUUUGCGGAGGCCAGACCUCCGGAUGGAGGAUGGGGCUGGGUGGUCGUGGCAGCCUCUUUCAUGGUGAAUCUCAUCGCCGACGGAAUCACCUUCUCCUUCGGCGUGAUCUACGUGGAGUUCCUUAACUACUUCGGCGAAGGCAAGUCCAAGACCGCCUGGAUAGGCAGCCUCUUCAUGGCCAUGCCGCUGUUGUCGGGCCCUGUGGCCAGCUUCCUGACGGACAGGUACGGCUGCAGGAGGGUCUCCAUAGCCGGCAGCAUCCUCGCCACCACGGGGUUCCUCGUCAGCUCCUUCACCAACUCCAUGGAGCUGCUGAUAUUCACCUUCGGGGUGAUCGCGGGCUUCGGCCUCUCCCUCUGCUUCGUCGCGGCCAUUGUUAUAGUAGCGUAUUAUUUCGAGAAGAAGCGGUCCUUCGCCACAGGACUCUCUGUCUGCGGCAGCGGAAUAGGAACUUUUAUUUUCGCCCCCGUUACGCAGUACCUCCUGGCGGAGUAUGGCUGGCGAGGGACUACCUUGAUCCUGUCGGGUCUCUUCUUGAACCUUGCUGUCUGCGGCUGCUUGAUGAGGGAUCUGGAGUGGACCACCACCAGGGCCAAGGCCAAGACCGAGGAGCGCAGGAAGAACAGGGAGAAGAAGAGGUCCAGGAUGCAGAGCUCGAGUGCCGAUUCCUUUUCCGGAAGCAGCUCUGCCAACACCACCACGCAGACUCCUCGAGGGGAUCCUAAAAGGACCUUCGCCUCGGCCAACGCGGUCAUCAUCGAAGGACUCCGCUCGCAGGACGAGGAGCAAGACGGGGAGAAGCUCUUCUCCAGCCUGGUCAGCUUGCCUACGUUCGUGAAAAAUGGAGAGAAGGUCCCCCUCGAGGUCCUGGAGCUCCUGAGUACCAGGAAGAACGUCUACAACGUCCUGCUGCAGAACUAUCCCAGUCUGCUGAUCUCGUCCAGGAGCUUCAGCGACUCUGGCGCGCUCCACGAUCAGCUUAGUAUUCCCUCGGCCAGGUUCGAGCAAUCGCCGAGUCCUCGGGCGGAGUCCGCGAGUGGGCAGGAUGAUUCCAAGGAGCGGAAGGAGCGGAAGAAGCAGGAGCAGAACGAGCAGGUCGAGCAGAACGAGCGGAACUCUCAGCCGCAGGACUCAGCGUCCAGGCAACACACCGACGCGGCAUACCUUUGGUGGCUGAAGAAGAUCCAGCCGGAGUGCCCGUUGAGAAGGUCCAGCACGGUCGUGGAGCAUCCUCGCAGGCUCCCCACCGCCUAUCUGAAGGACAUCCGAGUCCACCGGCACAGCCUCACCUACAGAGGCGCCAUGCUCAACAUCAACAGGUACCGGCUGAGGGCUUCCAGCUGCCCGGACAUCUACAGGAAUUCCAUGACUACCAUCGCCAAGACCAAGAUGGUCUGGUACGCCGGGCUGUGGGAGUUCUGGGACCUCCUCGUCGACAUGCUCGACUUCUCCCACUUCGCCGACUCCAGAUUCAUCCUCUUCUCCAUCAGCAACUUCCUGCUGUACACCUGGUACGAUGUGCCUUACGUCUACCUGACGGACAACGCCAUCGAAUCGGGGUUCAGCGAGACGGACGCCUCCUUCCUCAUCUCCGUCAUCGGGAUCACCAACAUGGGCGGCGAGGUGAUUCUAGGAUGGGCCGGCGACAGAGCGUGGGUGAACGCCUCCCUCGUGUACGCGGUUUGCAUGGCAUUCUGCGGCGCGGUUACGGCGGUGAUGCCCAUGAUGGUGACCAACUACUACGUCCUCUGUGCCAUUUCCGGUGCCUUCGGCCUCUUCAUUGCGGCGAACUACAGCCUGACCAGCAUCAUCCUGGUCGAGCUGAUCACCCUGGAGAGAUUCACAAAUGCCUACGGAUUGCUUCUGCUGGUCCAGGGACUCGCCAACCUCAUGGGACCACCUCUGGCUGGGUGGCUUUACGAUAUCACGGGGACCUACAACCUCUCGUUUUAUCUGGCGGGUUUCUUCAUCGCCCUCAGCGGCGCUCUGCUGAUGGUGACGCCCUUGAUGGAGUGUUACAAGAAAUGGCGAUCCGGCGGGGACGCUGCGCUGCCCGAAAAGAACUUUUCGGCGAUGAAUAACGUCUGAACGCCACGACGCGGCGGGAUUCAACGAAGAAUGGGGAGAAUUAAGGAUUUUAUAAGGUCGCGCACCAUGAAGGAAUUUCAAGGGAGCGUUUACCUCCUGACAGGAAUUGCAGAUGCCUAGCUCCUCUUUUUCACGGUGGAAUUUCAUUUUCUGCCGAUGAUCGGGCCCCUGGCUUUUCGUUCUAGCUUGACACCGAAGGACGGAGUAGAGAACGUCCUUCAGCUUGAAGCUUGAAACGGUCCGCAAGAGAGAUCUGCAAGGCAUAUCGUAGGAGCAAUUUUGAGUUCCCCGGGGACUCCUUAUAUCGGGCUGCCGAGAUCUUUCUCGGCGUCCAUUUUGUAAAAAAAAAGCCUCUUCCUCGCCGCUAGACCUUUUUACUUCGUCGGGUCGACGCGGCGACUCUGUAUAUAACUCUGUACCGUACAAUCGUAUCGUAGGCUUUUAAGGGAACCACGAACCCACGCGCGGUGGCCAUCUUGGAAGCCGCCGGCCGCGUGUCUCCACGCUAAGGGAUUUGAGAGAGGGACAGAACUUUAGUAUUAAUUACUUAGUCGUUAGGGAUUUAUAGUUUAGAGACAUGUACAAACUAGGAGGACAAGCUUCCGGUGGUCGCGGGCGUUUCGCUCGACGUCAAUGGAAACCUGAAGACGCUUAAGGCGGCCAUCUUGGCCGCCGCGAGGCGCUCGACCAACCGGAGCCGAAGAGUUUCCGAAUCUCAGGAGAUUAGCCGCUAUCAAUUGUGAUCGCCGAUUGUGUUAACGAAUGCCAGAAUUCCUAGUGCCGUCGAUCUCGGCAUGAAGUAGGUCUUAAUCCCCGACCGAGACGGAACUUCAUUUUUUCCUCGUUCGGAAAUUCCCUUGCCUCUUAAACGACCCAGCGCGUCGCUCGCCUCUCGUUUCGAAAGACGCGUCACUUUUUGCCCGACGCUUUUAAGGGCGCCGAUUUCUCUUAGGACCUUCCGUUAGUGUUACGGCUCUUCCGUGAUGUCGGACAUUGUGCGCUCUUCUCUAUAGGAAGAUGCUUUUUUAUCGGCUUCUCCUUCAUCGUAUAGAAGGAAGCGACCUCUACAUCGAGAAACGAUGUAUACGAGUCCGCCAUGUUUUUCCACGGCGUCGCUCGAAGAACUCGGACGCCGAUUGUGAUUAUUUAAUCUCUAGGCUUCUAUUUCCUAGCAAAAUAUCCCCGAAUAUCUUUAGUAGUGCUCUGGACAAGUGUUUUUCGAAACGUCGCUAGACAUAGAGGUAGGGCGGCCGUCGAAAGGACGAUUUUUCCAGAACUAUGGUCGACUUUAUCGCGCUUGGCACUUUCAAGCCUGUCUUUGGAAUUGAUUUUUUCUGCGGUUGUUUUUUCUUUUCCUGUCAUCUAGCAUGUGGAUUAAUUGUCGCGGAAUUGUUCGGGAAUUUCUUGCAAUUUCGCUCGCUAGGAUUCCGUGGCUAUUUCGGGGCCCAAUUCGAGGUGGAAAAACGCGACGCGCACUCGCGGCCUUAACGGCGCUCAAUCGAGAGGUGUAAAGCAAUAUUUUAUUACGGUAAUUAAAGAGACCAUGGCGCACUUCGGCCGCAGUCGUUACGAAAUUAAGUUUCUCGACUCCCCUUGGCCAAAGGGCCGUGUUCCUUAGUAUUAAGUCGCGACGAAGGUUUAGACGAUGUUACCUACUCUGUACAUAUUGAAAUAUCCGAAAGGGAUUGCUUUGAAAUAUUUACGGAUUGUCGCGCAAUCUCCGCGACUUCGAGUCUCGUUGUUUAAGGACGAAGAUGGAUUUUCGACUUUUCGAAGGAAAAAAACAAAAAAAUGUAUAUCCUAUAUACUCAGAGAACUCUUUUCUACGCCCCUUGAAGUGUCGUUAGGUCUAGUGAUCGACGAUAGUCUUUAUUCUCUCAGCGUAUUAUUAACGAACACCGGUUUUGAGCUCCGGAGGCGCUGCGAUCGUAUCUCGCGGUCAGGACUCAAAUUUUGAAAGCGACCUCGGCCUUUAACGGCCAAGCGAGCGUUGUAAAUAUUAAUAAGAGCGUAAACAGAGACUUGCAUGCCCGCAGUGCCUGCGAAUUCGCGUAGAGAUUUGUAAAAAAGAAAGGGAAAAGAGGGAGGAGAGUCGGGAGAACGGCUUGUAUCGAGGAAGAGGCGCCCUCCAUUCAAAAUGGAGGGCGCUUGGUCGCCUCGAGAUUUCAUAGUCAAAUUUAGAAUCGGAUUUUUCGACUUCUACACCCAGCCACACCUACACCGACACUCGAACACGGCACGUGUAUGCACACACACGCGAAACAAUCGUAUUUAAAGUAAAAUAAAGACGAUGCUGUAAUUUAAUUCCA